ACAGACCAAGGAAUACAGAGAGCAUGUUUUCUAAUAACAACGCCAGCCAUUCACAGCAAACUAAAUUUAAUCUGGUCCAAGUGAAAGGAGCAUGGAUCAGACAAACAGAGCAGUGCCAACUGACAGAGGGAAAGUUAUCAGAUGCUAAAAUCUAUGAGAACAAGUCAGAACAUGGACUUUCCUGGACAGUAGUCAGCCCCAUCGUAUUCACCUACAGAGUCCUUCAGUGCAAAAACAUAUUGGAUCCCAGAAAUGACACAUUGCUCUGGGGUCAUUUAGGAGAUGAAGAGCUUAAAGGUACCAUAAGUAACUUUAAACCUGUGAAACGCUUUGUUGUCAUUGAUGAAACUGUCAAUCAUCUCUAUGGCUCUCAAGUUAUUCAGUACUUUAAGGCCAGAGAAGUUGUGUACAAGAUCCUCCCACUGCCUACCACCGAGGAGAACAAAUGUAUGAAGUUAGUCACCGAGAUCCUGGAGGAGGUCCAUGAGUUUGGUAUUGACAGGCGCUCUGAGCCAAUCAUAGCCAUCGGUGGUGGGGUUUGUCUGGACGUGGUGGGUUUGGCAGCAUCUCUCUAUCGCCGGAGGACGCCAUACAUUCGGGUGCCGACCACUUUACUCUCUUAUGUUGAUGCCAGUGUGGGGGCAAAAACAGGGGUCAACUUUGCUGGUGGGAAAAACAAGCUGGGAGGUUACGUCCCCCCAGUAGCUACAUUCUUAGAUCGUUCAUUCUUCCAAACUCUUCCACCACGUCAGAUCUCCAACGGGAUGGCAGAGAUGCUAAAGAUGGCCCUGAUGAAGCACUGUGGUCUGUUUGAGCUGCUGGAGGCUGAGGGCAGGAAGCUGUUAAACACCAAGCUGCAGUCAUGUGAGAGCAACAACAGCUCUCAACACGAAGAUAGCGCUACAGCAUCGACCCGCAUCGCCAUAGAAACCAUGCUGGAGGAACUGGCUCCUAACUUGUGGGAGGAUGAUUUGGACAGGCUGGUGGAUUUUGGUCACCUCAUCAGCCCUGAAUUAGAAAUGAGAGUGUUGCCAGCAUUGCUUCAUGGGGAGGCGGUCAGCAUCGACAUGUCCUUCAUGGUGUAUGUGGCCCACCAGAGGGGGCUGCUGACAGCAGAUGAGAAGGAGCGCAUCAUCCAGUGCGUGCUGGGCCUGGAGCUGCCUGUGUGGCACCAGGACUGCACCCUGGCCCUGGUGCAGAAAUCCCUCAAGGAGCGUCUGAAGCACUCCGCUGGCUCUCUGAGGAUGCCUCUCCCCACAGGACUGGGACAUGCAGAAAUCUUCCAUGAUGUGAUUGAUGAUAAUAUCCUCUGCCAAGCUUACCAGAAAUGGACUGAUGAGCUUUCUUCUUCUGGGAACAAAUGAAAUGUGUAACUAUAACUUGAAAAACAAGUUAUUACUUUAAGUCCCCCUAUUUUGGAUUUAAUAAGCAGUAUACAGAUGAUUAAUAAAUGGUUCUUUACACAUGAUUAUGAUGUUUGUUAAUGUAUUGGUCAACAGCUAUAACCCCUCUUGUGGGCACCCAUAAGUGGAGCCUGUAUAAACAGAUAAUGCCUGACAAUAUACUACUAAUAAUAUAAAAUAUGUCCUCAUAGAAGAAAUUGCAACUGUUGACAAAUACUUUACAUUAAGACAUAAAAAUGUCCUUAUAUCUGCUUGCAAUACUAUACUGUGUCAUAAACCUUAAUUAAAUGUUUGUAUACUUGUUUUUCAUGCUAAAAUAGUGGGACUUAAAAGUGUUAGUGUUGUGGAAGAAACACACAAGCUCCACCAACAUUCAAAUAAAACUUUUAAUAUUUCUCACAACAUUGUUUCCACAUUGAGUACCAAUGAGUUUGAGUUCACUAAUCUGAAACCAGUGCGUACAGUAAUAAUUGCUACAUUCAUCUCAUAUAAACUGUAACAAUAAGAACAGUAGCAACAUCAGCAGAGAACCUGUCUGUAUGAACCACAGGGAUGAGAAUGAGCACAGAGGUCUAAAUUGAGCUAACAUGGUUCUUCAUUAGUGGUUUACCCAUAAUGUGCCAUAAUAACUAACAGUUGGAAGAUUCAUUAUGAGAAAUCAGUCAUAGAGAUGGCUUUAAAUUAAGUGCUGCCACCACCUACAUGUAAUGCUGAUGUUCAUUCUGACAAGUCACAUUACAGGGUUUAGAUGAUUUAUCUAAAGCUGAUCUGGGUUCAAUCACAGGGCAAUGUUGCAGGCCUGUGUGUGCUGCAGUAUUAAGGCUCAGUACCUGUGCUCCGUGUGAUCAUAAGGGUCAUUUUGCAGUCCACUGAUGCUAUACUUCACCUGUGACAAAAAGAUCUUAAAUCAGUGUCCACUUACUACCUUUCUACAGACCUUUCAAGGUGUUUAUCAGUGGGUAGUGUUUGCUCAGUGUUUCUAAUUGAAGACUGAGAUGCAACUGAAAGCUCUGGAAAAGGUUACAAAAGUGGAUCAUGAGUUAAGAUUCUUGUUUACUAUUUCCAACCUCACCUGUUUGUACCUUAUUCAUUGCCUGAUUGCCAUCUUGCUGUAGGUAUUGCUUUUUAUUAUGAAGGAGAAAAGCCACUAACGGUGCAUCAGCUAAGCUGUUCAUAGUUAUUCAUAUCCUACAUUCUCAAAACAAUUCUGAAUAUUCAGUACAACUUUGGAAAACACUGUCUUAAAGUGUAGAAUUAGACCUUUAUAAAGAUAAAAACAAAAUGCACAGCCAAAACAUGCAGCUCCAAAGUGUUCCAUAUUAAAUACACAAAGAAGAUGUUAUGAAAUAAAUAAUCAUAAAGUAUUGAACACAUUGAAAUUAUGACUGCUGAUAUAUGAAAAGCUGAAGGAUUGGUUAAAAACUGGGCAAUAACAUUUACAGUUCAAUUACAGCUCAAAUCAAAAUGAAAUGUCAUCAUUCCUAUUUUCAUUGCUUUGUAUUUCCCCCAAUGAAAAAACCUUUCACGACAGUGACAUUAUAUGAAAUAAAAACACUUUUGAUAAAAGGCACUGUCAAACAAAUAUUUCUUUACUGAAAUAAAAACAAAAUAAAUAAAACUCUGCUGCUAUGAGAAUAAAAAUAAACUAACAUUCCAUAAUAAUGAUUUUAAUAACUUAUUAUUUCAGAAUUUAGUGGUUUAAUUAUCCAUUUCACUAUUUACUUUUAUGAUUAUGUAUUUCACAAUGCCUUAUUUAUUUUAUAUCGAACACUUUGGUCUUGUGGUUCUUAUAGUGUUAUCUGACUUAAGGCCCCGUCCUACUGCUCUCCCGUAACUCAGCGUAACUCUUCAGGUUAAUCCAUGAAGCACCAAACAUCAAUAUAAACAUCAACAAAAUGUUGCAUCACUCCUCUUACAUCACCACGGUAACAGAAAUGACUAAGGCACUUAAAUCAAUGAAAAAGAUAAUCACUUCGAUACUGUUUUAGACUAAUUCAUAAGGAGAUCACAUUGUCAAGACAUGAUGCUGCUCUACAGGCACAACUUCUGCCAUUGCAUAGUUUAACCAAAUGGAGGCUGUGCUGUAACAGGGCUCUCAGUUUAUGGCAAGGUAGUUAUCAAGAAGGCAUACUUAUGCAAUGUGCUACAACUGUUGAAAACAAAUUGCUGAAAUAUACAACAACCAUACACCAUCAAGAAUCUACAAUCUCAUACAAUAUUCUGUAUGCAUUUGAAAAGCCAAAUACAAUAGUUAGUUUAUGCUUAGAUACAAAAAAAAAAGAAAGGCAAACAAUCCAUGUUUCAAUUUACAGAGGUCAUUCCAGUGUUUGGACAAUGUCAUGCAUUUCAUACAAAAUCCCAAAGCAGUCUCCUUAUACUCCAUGGCAAUAUAAAUGUUCACAUAAUGGAAAAAAGAACAUCCUGAAUGUGAAAUGUCAUUGCAGUGAUGUAAAAAAAAACAAAACAAAAAAAAAACAACAACAAUAAUAUAGGAAAUGGAUGGACAAUUAUAAAAACUGAGCACUUGCAUCAACACGUUUGAAGUAUUACAAUAUACUGCAUGUGCUGAAAUAAUGGCAGUUUUACCAGUUCUAUACGUCUGAUCACUACAGGCAAGAAUACAAUAAAAACUGAAUAGAUUCAUAUUUUGAACAUCAAUCACAUAUCAAAUAUUUGUAGAAUUAUGUAAGAAUAUUCAGAUCUAUCAAGUGAAAUCAGCUUCUUGUGCGCAUGUCAGGGCUACUAUUGCCUUGAUUUUGACUUGAGCUAAGAUUCUACUAUUUUUGAGACUCUGCAUCAUAAGAAAAUCUUUGAAAUUUGUUUGUUUGUUGUUUAAUUGCUUAAGUAAAAAAAUCUGUGUUUUUUGGCAGUGAGGAAUGUAUUGUAAUAAACACCAAUCAGCCACAACAUUAAAACCACGACAAGUGAUAAGAAUAACAUCGAUUAUCUCCUUACAAUCUGUCAGGGGGUAGGAUAUAUUAGGCAGCAGGUGAACAGUCAGUUCUUGAAGCUUUGACAAGGGCAACAUCUUGAUGGCUAGAUGACUGGGUCAGAAAAGACCCUCUCCAAAAUGGCAGGUCUUGUGGGGUGUUCCCAGUAUGCAGUGGUUAGUACCUACCAAAAGUGGUCCAAGGAAGGACAACCAGUGAACCGGUGACAGAAUCAUGGGUAGAGUAAAGACUGGCCUGUUUGGUCCAAUCCCACAGAAGAGCUACUGUGGCACAAAGUGCUGAAAACCUAAAUGCUGGCUAUGGUAGAGAGCUGUCAGAACACAAAGUGUAUUGCAGCUUCCUGCAUCUGCUGAACCCUGUCCACCCCCAAAAGUGCUGACACUGGGAACGUCUGAACUGUAUUAGAACUGGACCAUGAAGCAAUGGAAGAAGGUGGCCUGGUCUGGUGAACUACAUUGUUUACCUGGGGAAGAGAUGGCACCAGGAUGCAUGAUGGACAGGAGGAAUGCCGGGGGAGGCAGCUCUCUGGGCAAUGUUCUUGUGGGAAACCAUGGAUCCUGACAUUCAUGUGGAUGUUACUUUGACACGCACCACCUACCUAAUCAUUGUUGCAGACCAAGUAAAACCCUUCAUGGCAAUGGUAUUCCCUGAUGGCAGUGGCCUCUUUCAGCAGGAUAAAGCACCCUGCCACACUGAAAAAAAAAGUUCAGGAAUGGUUUGAGGAACAUGACAAAGAGUUCAAGAUGUUGCCCUGGCCUACAAAUUCCCCAGAUCUUAAUCCGAUCGAGCAUCUGUGGGAUGAGCUGGAAAAACAAGUCAGAUCCUUGGAAGCCCCACAAUUUACAGGACUUAAUGGAUUUGCAGCUAAUGUCUUGGUGCCUGAUACCACAGGACAGUUUCAGAGGACCUCGAAGGGGACCUACACCACUCAGGUGGUUUUAAUGUUGGCUGAUGGGUGUAUCUGGUACACACUGCUGGAUCAAUAAGCAUGGGUGGUUAAAGGAUGCGUGGUUAAUGGUGAAACUUGACCUUUCUCUCUUGUUACUGGAUUGUUGUGCUGCAUUUUGACAUUAUGACACUGAAGAAAAGACUACAUUUAUCAAUUAUUGAUGGUGAUUUUGUUCAAUUAAUUAUCUAGAAGGAGACGUUUUAGCUUAGGAUUGCUUUUAAUGUGCUUUUAUUUAUUAUCUCAGGAUCUUUUAAAAAGCCCUGUUAUAAAUUAAUUUUUAAGGGGAAUGUGUACAUAAAGUCCUGUUUACAUAGAUACAUAAAUAAGAUCAAAUCUACAAAUGAUUAAUAUUUGUCAAGGAAGAAAUUUCAACUGGAAGACUGACAAAGACUCAGCUAACAGCCAAAACAUGUGCAUAGCAAUACAACAUCGAUGUAUACACAUCUUAAUAAGGCAUUGGCACAUUCAAGUUCAAUCUAAGACACAAGGAGUGUAAAGCACUAUUGUAAUAAAUAGAUUUUUUUUCUUCUA
This is a messenger RNA of Seriola aureovittata, 5834 nucleotides long. Its product is annotated as 2-epi-5-epi-valiolone synthase-like. Gene Ontology annotation, biological process: antibiotic biosynthetic process. Lineage: Eukaryota; Metazoa; Chordata; Actinopteri; Carangiformes; Carangidae. The transcript has 5 exons. Gene Ontology annotation, molecular function: 3-dehydroquinate synthase activity. The record is from RefSeq and is a predicted model, not a curated record. The coding region runs from base 24 to 1364 and encodes 446 amino acids.